UACAAGUGUUAUUUAUCAGAUUAAUCAUUAAUUCGUUGACUUAAGAUAAGUUUGUGAAUGUCAGAGUGCAGUGAGGACGGCGUGUAAGGAUGUACCAGCUGGGGGGUAGAAAUUUCCCUAUUAAACCUCUAAUGCUGUUGAUCCAUGUGCUCCUGAUACUACUAUAAGCAACCAGCUCCUGGAGCGGCAAGCACAGUACGAGCAUCUCAAAUGCUGACUCUAUGUAUUGUUCUCUGCUGGAAGAUAACAGACUGAAAAUGUAACUGAGAAUGCUGUACUUCUGUCCCACGUGUGCAAAUCUACUGAUUGUGGAGGAGGGGUCAGAGGGCAUGCGCUUCUCUUGUGUUACCUGUCCAUAUGUAUUCCCAGUCAAGAGAUGUGUGUCAUACAGGAUGUACCCAAAGCUAAAGGCGCUUGACGAUGUUCUCGGAGGCUCUGCUGCUUGGAAAAACGUCGACUCCACAGAUGAACCUUGUCCAAAGUGUUCUCACCCCAGAGCUUACUUCAUGCAGGUGCAAACUAGAUCAGCUGAUGAACCUAUGACUCUGUUCUACAAAUGCUGCUCUCCAACCUGUGGUCACCGCUGGAAGGAAUAA
Homarus americanus (American lobster) is the source of this 596-nucleotide messenger RNA. RefSeq names its product DNA-directed RNA polymerase III subunit RPC10-like (gene Polr3K). Gene Ontology annotation, cellular component: RNA polymerase III complex. Gene Ontology annotation, biological process: DNA-templated transcription; termination of RNA polymerase III transcription. NCBI's taxonomy places the organism in Eukaryota, Metazoa, Arthropoda, Malacostraca, Decapoda, Nephropidae. The record is from RefSeq and is a predicted model, not a curated record. The coding region runs from base 270 to 596 and encodes 108 amino acids. Gene Ontology annotation, molecular function: zinc ion binding; DNA-directed RNA polymerase activity; nucleic acid binding. The transcript has 4 exons.